AUGCUGUGCCAUGCUGGUAGCGUGGUGGUGGAGGAGACGAUAGCUCCAACCCCCACCCACCCGUCCUCUCCUUCUCCCAUUCUCCUCGCCCUUCCAGAUGCUGAUAGCGGUGUUGGAGGAGAUGGUAGCGCGCAACGUGCUCAGCCGCGUCCUGCAGUUCUGCCGAAAGUAAACACCCUUCCUGCAUCGCACCUCCCUGCUUGCAUCGUCUUUCAGUGCCGCUCUACCUAUUCUCGUUAUGUGCUUCCCAAGGCUUUCUCUGCCAUUGCAUCCCACGUUCACCGCUCUUCCCUUCCCGCCUGCACGCGCACUACCCCCCAACACCCUCGUGCAACCCCCUCCCCCUCCCCCACCAUUCGAGCAGGUUGGUACGGCAUCAGCGCUACAGCACGUCGCGGCCACGCCAAAGCUGCAGCAGGGGGUGUGGGGUAUGUGGUAAAGGACGUAUUCCACAUGCUGGCGCAGGUGGUGGGGCGGGAGGCGGAUGCGCUGGCAGAGCUGGCGGAGCUGCAGGGCUUUGUGCUGCCGCUGCUGCGCGCCUCCACUGCUGCCAACAUGACCACACAGGCGGACGCCACCGCCGCUGCUGCCGCCCUGGAGGGUGGCGCCACGGAGCGGAGGACGGCGUGGCUGCAUUGUGAUGAUGUGUGCCUUUGCGUAGAGAAGGGGAGCGGGCUGGGCUAG
Molecule: messenger RNA, 684 nt
Organism: Closterium sp. Yama58-4
Lineage: Eukaryota; Viridiplantae; Streptophyta; Zygnematophyceae; Desmidiales; Closteriaceae
Source: the annotation of a GenBank genome assembly